Leptopilina heterotoma is the source of this 1941-nucleotide messenger RNA. Its product is annotated as alpha-amylase A-like. Lineage: Eukaryota; Metazoa; Arthropoda; Insecta; Hymenoptera; Figitidae. Gene Ontology annotation, molecular function: cation binding; alpha-amylase activity. The coding region runs from base 221 to 1729 and encodes 502 amino acids. Gene Ontology annotation, biological process: carbohydrate metabolic process. The transcript has 6 exons. The record is from RefSeq and is a predicted model, not a curated record.
CGCACACUGUGAUCUAGAAAACAACUAUUUAAUGUAUAAUGAUAAGUGAACCAAUUCUUUUAAAGACGAUGAGUGUAUUAGUGUUAAUAUAUUGUGUCGUAUGAAUGCGCGAGUGAAUUGCACCAGUACGCAGUAAUUAGGACAGUUCCUCGCGCGAUAUAUAUAAGAGAGAAAUUUUACUAUACGUGACACUUUUGAUUAUCGACCUGUUUUAUACAAAAUGAAUAACUAUUCAUUUUGUCUUGUGGUUUUUCUGCUUUUUUUAAAUAUUAUAAGAGGACAAAAAAAUCCCCACUAUAAAGAUGAUCGCACGACAAUGGUGCAUUUAUUCGAAUGGAAAUUUGAUGAUAUUGCCAAAGAAUGUGAACGUUUUCUUGGUCCAGCUGGUUACGCAGCUGUUCAGGUGUCGCCAAUAAAUGAAAAUAUGAUACUGGCAAAGAGGCCUUGGUUCGAGCGGUACCAGCCGAUUUCUUAUAAAAUUGAAACAAGAUCGGGCAAUGAGGCGGGAUUCAAGGACAUGGUGAGGAGAUGUAACGCGGUUGGAGUUCGAAUCUUUGUAGACGUGGUCGUUAACCAUAUGACAACCGAUCAGUCACCUGCUAUUGGUACAGGUGGUACCAGAGCUCGGCCCCAUCGUCGAGAAUAUCCCGCUGUUCCAUUUGGUCCCCAGGAUUUCCACCAACAAUGUACAAUUGCAAAUUACAAAAAUGCAACCGAAGUCAGAGUCUGUGAAUUAUCUGGACUUCACGAUCUUAAUCAGACUCGCGAAAAUGUCAGAGAGGCUAUUGUCCAUUUUUUGGACAGGUGUGUCGAUGCAGGUGUUGCUGGUUUUCGAUUUGACGCGGCGAAACACAUGUAUCCAAAUGAUCUUAAAGUGAUUUAUGGUAGGAUAAAAAAUUUGAAUACAAAACACGGCUACCCGGCCAAGAGUCGUCCGUUCAUUUAUCAGGAGGUAAUUGAUCUGGGCGGUGAGGCUGUGUCAAAAUUCGAGUACAAUGGCUUUGGAACAGUGAUUGAAUUCGCAUUUGGCAUCAUAUUGGGUAUGAUGUUUCGAAACGAAAAGGAAUUGAAGGAUUUAGAAAAUUGGGGCCAACCUGGCGCUUGGGGUCUGUUGCCGUCGUCCGACGCCGUUGUCAUGAUUGAUAAUCAUGAUAAUCAACGUGGUCACGGCGCUGGUGGUGCAUCGAUUCUUAAUUACAAAUUGCCAAGGCAAUACAAGAUGGCACAGGCUUUUAUGUUGGCCCAUCCUUAUGGAGAUGCGAGAGUAAUGAGUUCCUUUGAAUUCACCGAUCCAAAUGCUGGACCGCCUGCAGAUGAAAAUGGAAAUUUGGAAUCGCCAAUUAUUAAUGUGACAGGAAAUGCUUGUGACAAUGGAUGGGUGUGCGAGCAUCGUUGGCCAGAAAUUCGUAAUAUGGUGAAAUUUCGUAAUAUUGCGAAGGGCGCUAAACUUACCAAAUGGUGGAGCAAUGGCAAAGAUCAAAUUGCAUUUGCCCGCGAACGUCGUGGCUUCAUUGUUUUCAAUAAUCAAAAGAAUCUCGAUCUGAAGCAACGUCUCAAUACUGGUUUACCAGCCGGUCGAUAUUGCGAUAUUAUCUCAGGAAAUAUGAAUUUUGGAAAUCGAUGUUCUGUAAAGACUAUUGACGUUGAUAAAAAGGGUUUUGCUGAUUUUGAGAUUCCUCAUAUGGCGCAUAAUGGAGUUAUUGCCAUUCAUAUUAAAGCAAGAUUAUAAUAAAACUGCUUUCAAAUUCAUCAACUGGAAAAAUUUGAAGUAAAAUUUAAUUGUAUUGGUAUAAAUUAAUUAUUUCUAUUAUAUACGUAUUAAUUAUAAAAAAAUUAAUUCCAAUUCUAAUAAACAAAUUGAUACUAUUGAAAUUAAAUGAUGUCUAAUUGAAGUCUGUAUACUAUUUAUAUUAUUAGUAUUAUUACCGCAAUCUAUUAUCG